AAUCCUCUCGUUCGUAUCUUUUUAAAUGAUUUUUGAUACAUGAAUCAUUCCACUAGAUGACUAUAACUCUGGUGUUCUGGUAACUAUAUAGAUACAUUUUGUGUGAACUGGAAUAUAGAUACUUGUACUAAUAAAGAUGAUUGUAUGUAUUGGUCUAUGAAGAGACCAGCCCAAGGUCCACGCCUGCACACAAGACUCAAAAUCUCGUGCUAAAGAGCCUAGAAGUUCAAGUAGAAGUACUUAUUUCUGAUUUACCAGGAAAAUAGCAAAACUGAAGAAUUAAUUCGUCUGUUUUGCAAAAGGCAUGCACAUCGUGAAUAAAUUUUGUAGUGAAAUAUCUGAGUUGAUCAAAUAGAAGUUGUAUGUAUCUUUUCGAUGCAGAGGCCGGAGAUCUCUUCUUUCGGGGAAAAAAAACUGAGUUGUUCUCGUGCUUAUUUCAGAGAUUCACUUAUUAUGUCGACGACCCUUAUGCUACAAAACGAGAAGCAAAACAUUCAUAUCCAGAUAGGAACGAAACUAAUGGUCCAACGCAUAAGUUAUGGCACAUCACUCUCUCACAAAUCACAAUCCCACUGAAAUGUGCAAUAGCUUGCGGAAAAUGAUCCGCGGAUCACCUCCGCUGCCAAAGAGAAGACAUACACUACUACUACUCCAUGUGAUUUAAGUAGUACUCGUCUCUGUUAGCUCGUGGAACACGAUUACACGUACGUCCACGCCAUCUCCCUUCCAGAGUCAGGUCCACGACGACGCACCAAUAAUCAAGCGCUGGAGCUCCAUCUGAUCAUCUGACUCAGCGCUUAUCUCUCGGCACAGUCAUCCCAUCGUUUUCUCACCACAAAUUCACGCCGUCGAGUCGCCGAUUACACGACAAACAAAACACCCGCCAAAUCAAACACCUCCACUGACCUCAGUGCACUCUUCCUCUUCCCCUGCUCUCUCUUUACCGUACCAACCAUGGUGUCCAAGAACUCGUCGGGUCCCGCCGGCGAGGCAUCGGAGGAAGCGCUCCUGCUGCCGGAACGCGGCGCCGGGGACCCGGGAGGCGGCGCAUCGGUGCUCGGCGCAGUGUUCAACGUGUCGACGAGCGUGGUGGGCGCCGGGAUCAUGUCGCUCCCCGCGACCAUGCGGGUGCUGGGCGUGGCCCCGGCCGUGGCGCUCAUCGUGGCCGUCGCGCUCCUGUCGAACGUCGCCGUGGACUUCAUGCUCCGGUACACGCGCUCGCGGCCGUCGUACGCGGCGCUGAUGGGCGGCUCGUUCGGCCGGACCGGGGCCGCGCUGCUCAACGUCUUCGUCGCCUUCAACUGCGUCGGGACCCUCACCGUCUACCUCAUCAUCGUCGGGGAUGUGAUGUCCGGCCCCGCGAGCGGCGGGAAGGGGCACGCCGGCGUGCUGCCGGAGUGGUUCGGGCCGCACUGGUGGACCGGCAGGGAGGCCGUGCUGGUGGCAGGCGCGGUGAUUCUCCUGCCCCUCGUGCUCCAGAAGCGUGUAGACUCACUGAGGUACACUUCGGCCGUGUCCAUCCUCUUGGCGGCUCUGUUCAUGCUCAUCACCAUGGGGAUCACGGUGUACACCAUCUUCAGCGGCACCGCGAAGAUGCCCCGGAUGCUCCCGGACUUCUCCCGCCUCUCCUCCCCGUUCGAGCUCUUCACCGCCGUCCCCGUCAUCGUCCUCGCCUUCACUUUCCACUUCAACGUGCACCCCAUCCGCGCGGAGCUGAGCAAGGCGUCGGACAUGAAGUCGGCGGUGCGCAUCUCCCUCGUCCUCUGCUCCGCCAUCUACGCGGCGGUGGGCUUCUUCGGGUUCCUCCUCUUCGGGGACGACACCAUGCCCGACGUGCUCGCCAACUUCGACCGCAGCUCCGGCACCUCCGGCGUCCCGCAGGCGCUCAACGACGCGGCGCGCCUCAGCUACGCGCUGCACCUCGUGCUCGUCUUCCCGCUCCUCCACUACUCCCUCCGCGUCAACGUCGACGAGCUGCUCUUCCCGGCCAGCCGGCCGCUGGCCACGGACACGCGCCGGUUCGUCGCGCUCACCGCCGCGCUCAUGGCGGGGCUCUACGCGCUCGCCAUCGCCAUCCCCAGCAUCUGGACGCUCUUCCAGUACACGGGCUCCACGUUCGCGGUCUGCAUCUCGCUCAUCUUCCCCGGCGCCAUCGUUCUCAGGGAUGUUCACGGAAUAGCCAAGAGGAAGGACAAGGCAAUGGCGGCAACGAUGAUCAUUCAGCGCAGUGAUCACGAGCGGCAUCGCCAUUGCCUCCAAUAUUAUGAGCUCCAUCGGUGGUGAUGCAAAAGUAGCUAGCUACCAUGUACUGCAGAGUU
Messenger RNA from Lolium perenne, 2318 nucleotides. NCBI's taxonomy places the organism in Eukaryota, Viridiplantae, Streptophyta, Magnoliopsida, Poales, Poaceae. The record is from RefSeq and is a predicted model, not a curated record.